CAAAAUCCCACUGUAAGGAGCAGAGUUUCAUGCAGUCAUGAUAAAGGUUCUUGUAGAAAUUGCUUGAGUAUGCUGUAUUACCUUUCUUGAACUUAGGUCAGGUCAUGGUCUGGUUGCAUGUAUAAAACCCUUGAAGGGAUAGAGAACUGCACCAUCUGUAUAGAAGACUCCUACGAAGCUGUGCAACAGGUCUCAUCUGUACAGAAGAUUCUGAGGUACCUUUGCUAUAGGUCUGUGCUCACCAUGCAGUCUGCAGAAAUACCUUUUCAGAAGAACUGUCUCGGGUCUGCCAUGGGCCGGUGCCUCUCUGCUAUCCAUAAUAUGGAACAGCUGGUCAUGUUGCCAAGCCUGCUUAGAGACAUCCCCAUUGAGGAAUGUGAGAGAAGUUCCACAGAUUUGAACUCCAAAGAUCUAUAUGAAUACUAUGUUGCUCUGAAAUCCAUUCGAAAUAUUGCAGAAAGUGGACUGAUAUCUGUAGAUGAAAAUAAGACAAACAACAGCGUGGAAAACAUAGUGCAGACCAACAGUUCAGAUCUUGACGUCCUGUUCCUUUUUCACUUUAAAGGGCUGCGCAGUGUUCUCAACUCAUUAACACAGAAUGCCAACACACUGACAAAAAAAUACAAAGAGAUCAUUGGACUGGGACAUUAAAUAUACUGAUGCACAGACCACUGCCUGAGGUGAAAGCAAUAUCAGGACAGUAACCAUGAAAUCAUGCUUACAGGACAACACAGCAUGAAUUUCUACAUUUGAAAACAGGCUGUUCAUGUAAGCAUUUUUCAUGAAAUGAACCUGCUACGAACUGGUUACUGUUAACUUAAAUGUACUUUGUAAAAUACUCAUUUUUUUUUUACUUCAAGUCAUCUAGUCAAACUUGCUGUUACAUGAGCAAAUUGUCAGCUCCACAGAUAGAGCUCUGUGUACAUUUAAUAGUUAUGCAAUAUAUAAUGAAAUAAAUGCUUUAAUUUUAUUGCUGACUUUGCAUUUUUGACACUGCAGAGAGAGCUGUAACCAUGGAUAUAAAAUAAUAAAUGUAAAUGAAUAAUGAAUCGUA
Protopterus annectens (West African lungfish) is the source of this 1054-nucleotide messenger RNA. Its product is annotated as mid1-interacting protein 1-B-like. Lineage: Eukaryota; Metazoa; Chordata; Ceratodontiformes; Protopteridae. Bases 118 to 651 code for a protein of 177 amino acids. The record is from RefSeq and is a predicted model, not a curated record. The transcript has a single exon. Gene Ontology annotation, biological process: regulation of lipid biosynthetic process. Gene Ontology annotation, cellular component: cytosol.